Messenger RNA from Cladocopium goreaui, 3861 nucleotides. Lineage: Eukaryota; Dinophyceae; Suessiales; Symbiodiniaceae. The record is from the annotation of a GenBank genome assembly.
AUGACGAAACUCAAGAUGGAGAACUUGCACAACUACCACCUGAUUGUGACAGUGAAGAACCAGGACAAGUUGCAUGCAGUACGACCUGGUUCACUCAAACCUCUGUAUGACUUUCGGAGGAUUUUUCACAAGCUGCCUCGCCUGGCGUCUUCUGACCCCACACAGGCGAAACGACUCAUUGUUGGUCUACACGAACGACUAUGGCAUGCUCCAGUUGGUGAUGUUCGCAACAUCCUUCAAAGAUGUGGACAGCCAUGGGAAGUCGUACAACUGGCAGCCGAAGCUGUGGCAUCUUGCGCUGUUUGCCGCAAGUACUCUCGAGCAGGGCGACGCCCACAACAUCGAGGAGCUCAUCUUUCUCCAAGCUUCAACGACUUGGUCCAGAUGGAUGUUUUUCAAUUUCAAGAUCAUCUUUUCAUGCUGGUGAUUGACGAAGCCACGAGAUACAAGGUGGCGACAUCCUGCCCUGGGCGAUACCUCAAAGAUAUCCUGGGAACUUUGAUGAAAUGUUGGAUUCGCUACUUUGGUCCGAUGAAGAUUUUCGUCACUGACCAACAAUCUGCACUGAUGACCAUUGAGGCUGGACAGGAGUUCCAACGACUUGGAAUCGAGAGAAGACCUGCUGGCACAACGACCAAGAAGCAAGGUCAGAUGCACACCACGACCGAUUUGGUCGAGCGCCACAUUGGCCUGCUGAAGAUCCAGGCCGAAAGUGGACGCUAUGGCAUCGAGUUGGGGAUGGAAGAACUGGCUGCAGAAGCAGCUAUGUCACAGUGGUGGAAGAGCGCUGGCCUUUUCGGCCAUUCAGAAGAAGACAAGGGCGAUUGGAAGAUGGUCAAGUUCCCCAAGAACGACAGCCCAUCUGGCGAUCAGAUGCUGCGAGAUGCCAAAACUCUCAUGGAGUACCACUUCGAGCACUUCACCCUACAUGGCAUCCGUUUUGGAAGAGGAAUGGAAACAAUCUCAACACCGAGAUUUCCCAAAGGCAUCUUGAUCACUUGGCCAUUUGGCACACUUGGAUUUUCAUUGACUGAAAACCCCAACGACUCUCACAUCCACAUCAAAGAAUACCUCAAACACAACAUUGAAGACCUUUGCCACAUCUACCUCUAUGGCUAUGCCAAGCACAACCACGAGGACCCACCCAUGCCUGCAAGAAUUACCCGAAGAAAACCUUUGCAGACACCUGGACAAGAUCAACUACCUGAUGAUGCUGAGAUGGAAGUUUCCUAUGACCACAAGAGGAAAGACCCAGAGACGAGGACACUUGUCAUCGCUCCUGAGAAGAGGAAGCAGAAGAUCCUGUGGACUUCAACAGAACUUCUACAUCAACGAUCAAUCUGGUGGAUGAUGCAGAGAUCAAGAAAGAUCAACCUGGAGCCAACACCAAUUUGGUACGAGCUCGAUGGCCAGGUCUUCAGAGUUGACUCUGACACUGACACUCUGACGGAAGAUCAACUGAUCAACAACUGGCAAGACUUUGAGAACUCCGACCACCAGGAGCUGGAACAGUUUGUGAAUGAGAAGGUCUUUCGAAAAGUUCCUCUGGCAGACUUACCAGAUGAAGUUGUGGUGGUGGACGAGUUGCCCACACGUUCAACCACAGCUACAAGACUUUCUCAACGCCUCAUCCUCAGUGUGGCAUCCACACAUGACUUUGUCUUGGCCUCGCUGGACGUUUCUGGAGCUUUUCUGAAAGGGCUGACAUUUGAGAAGAUUCGCCAGAUACUGGCACAAAAGGGCUUAGCAUCACCACCACGCCGAGUGGUGAUAGUACCACCUCCAAAUGUUUGGAGACAUUUGUCUUCUUUUGACCCUUCCUUCAACGUGCCUGAAGAGCUCUAUGUCGCUUUUGGUUUGGAAUGUCUCAAACCUGCGUAUGGCCUGGUGGAUGCACCUCUGGCUUGGCAGAUGACUCUGCAACAGUUUCUGGAGGAGAACGGAGGAACGCAAUCACUGCUGGACGAUUGCCUGUGGCACUACAAGAAUCUUGACGGAUCCAUCAAAGGUGUCAUCAGGACCCAUGUGGACGACCUUGCCAUCACAUGCCGCCAGACUUUUCUGGACGAGCAGUUCAAGCUGACGACCAAAGCCUUCGGCAAGAUCUCCUUGCAGAUGACUCCAUUCACCCAUUGUGGAUGUCAAUACCCCAAGAUUCCCAACGGGUACAAGAUGGAUCAACAAGCGUUUGUCAACGCCCUGAAGACCCAGGACAUCGAGAACACCAAGGACGGCAACAGACCUUUGACUGCUGCUGAAACAACAAAGUUCCGCAGCAUACUUGGUGGUUUGCUUUGGCUCACGGCCACACGUUUGGACCUGAUAGCCGACGUGGGCAUCCUUCAGUCCAAGGUCACCAAGGACAUUCCUUGGAAGCUCUUGUGCAUCCAUGAUGCCUCUGCAGCAUCCAAGGGGCGCACAUACGCCCAAGAGGGAGUGCUGAUUUUGCUAGCACCCGACAACAUGAAGUUCGACCCGAAGGUUCACACCAUCAACGGCGAGAAUGUGGAGGAGCAGAUCUUUGGAGGAACAGCACACAUACCGUUCUCUCAUGGCUCAAAGGCAAAAAGGGUAUCAUACUCCACAAGUCAUUCUGAGACUUUGGCUGCGAUCUCCGGUUUGGAGACUGCGACUUUGGUGGGCCUACGUUUAGCAGAACUCUUGAUGCCCGAGAAGAAGCCCACACCUCAACAGCUGGCAGCAUUGCAGGAAUCUGGCAUUCCUUACUUGCCUGUGGACUCCUACACAGACUGCCGAGACUUUUGGUCGCUGACAGUGGGCUCUACAGCCUUACCUCAAGACAGAAGCCAGCACAUCUACAUCCUUCAGAUCCGAGAAGCCAGAAUUCAAGGACGCAUCAGAUGGAUGAUACUCAUCCCAACGCAAUCAAUGACGAGCGAUCCAUUGACCAAGGUGAUGGUGGACUUUGCCAACGAACCUGGCCAUGCAAUCGAAGCUCGACGGCUUCCCAAGAUCAAAGACUUCACUGAAGAUGAUUUGGAGCUGGGAGAUGACAAGUGGCAUGAGUCCUACAUGACUGCCGAGGCCAAUUUUUGGCUGCUGAAUUUCCUGUGCUUCGCCAACGUGGUCAGCCCAGCACAGCCGAGCAAGAUCUCUGACCAGGCGCAAUGCAGCGCCGACGACUUUGGAGGAGGAACAAUAACAGUUUCACAAGACCAGCAAUACGUACAGGUCACCAUUUUGUCAGUCAUUUUGGUGGCGAUUUUCUGCCUCUGUGGAGCACUAUGGCAUUUUUGGAGGCGACUGUUGGCCAUGAAGACUCUUUUAGAAGAGCACACCAACAGAGCUUUGCUGCCGAUCAUCGAGAGGUUGAUCGAUUUGGAAUGUCACCAUGAAGGAGUGACAGUGGAAUUGGAUGUUUUGAGAAGACAGUCUGCCGACAGCCGUGGCGACUUGGAAAUACUUUUCCGAGCAGUUCGACAUGCGUCACCACAUCCUGAAGAACCUGCACGACAACGUCUACGUCUUCAAGAUCCACGACCUGGGAAGACCUUUUCAAGCGAUGCCUCGAGAUCACGAGAUGGAGAACGAGAAGGGCCAGACAGUGAAGAGUUCGAGGAGGAGUACGAUCAUACAGAUGAUCCUUCUUUAGAUGAUUUCACCCACGACCGGAACGAGUACGAACGACGAGCUCAACAAGCACAUGAUCGAGCCCGACGCGAGCAUCUGAUUCACCAUCUCACCAUCCAGGGCAACAACCUAUACAGGUGGCGAUUCAUUCCUAUGUGCAGCAGUACUUCAACGAAGGGCGCAUUCCUUCAGCAACCAUCGACCAGCUCUAUAGCGAGCAUGCUCCCUACCAUCCACUGGUGGGACAAGAAGGAGAUGAAGCAGUACUAA